UUUGAAAAUCUUAGAUGCGACUUUCUGUCUGGACAUGGAGAAGGACAAUAGCAUUUGAAAAAUCAGCAUACCGUGCCAUCGCCUCGCUCGACCACAUUAAUAUAUAUUUUUUACCCUUUUGAAUUGACCUCUGUUCAUAUCCCAUUUUACUAUUAUCAGCUGAGCUAGCCUCCACUAAAUAUAUUGUAUGAGUACCCACUCACAGAAAUAAAAAAAAAAAAAAACCUAACAUACGUAAUACAUAUGCUAUGUCGGUCCGGGAAUCAUUUUCAUUGCCAAAUCAACAGAGUUGAAGAAUGUCAACAAUGCGUAUGUCACAGCAAUGCUAAACUAUGAGUACAUAUGUCUAUGUAUAAUUGUACUAUACUGGGUCAUGUAUGAAUGGCAGUGCAAUAGAUAUCAAGAGCGAGUCCCUAGGGUUUCAUUGGUGAAAAAUUACCCUCCUCUCCUCGCCUGCCUAUUUUCAUGCCCCUCUUUUCGUUUCUCUCUCUAACCCUUAACUCCAUAUUCUCUCCUCUCUCAAAAACCUCAUAUCACAUUCCUCUCUCUCUCUCUCUCUCCUUCCUCUGUAAUGAAACAGCUGAUCAAGAAUGAAAGAUGAGAGCCCUAGCAACACGACCAAUUUGCCAAGCACAGGCAGUCCUGAGAGCCCUUGCUUAAAAUCAUCAUCAUCAUUAUCACCAAACAAAGAACAAGAUCGCUUCCUUCCCAUCGCCAAUGUGGGAAGGAUCAUGAAGAAAGUGAUCCCUGCCAAUGGCAAAAUCUCAAAGGACGCUAAGGAAACUGUUCAGGAAUGUGUCUCCGAGUUCAUCAGCUUCGUCACCGGCGAGGCCUCCGAUAAGUGUCAGAGAGAAAAGAGAAAGACCAUCAAUGGCGAUGACAUCAUCUGGGCCAUCACAACCCUAGGCUUUGAGGACUACGUCGAUCCUCUCAAGUCCUACCUUCAGAAAUACAGAGAGAUAGAAGGAGAGAAGCUUAACGUUCCCAAACAACAACGAUCUGAUCAACAAAGGCUUCACCACCACCACCACCACCACCAUAAUCAGGAACACAAUAAUGCUAACAAUAACCCACCUUUAAACAAUAAUGUAUAUUCUUCAACAAGUCUCAUUUCUCAGCCUCAUCUUCCUCCUUAUGUGCCCACGGAUCAGACAUUUUCCUUACCAACUUUCUCAUCAAAUUCAUUUCAGAAACAAUUACAGCCCCAAGACAAUAUGGAUUCAGUGGGGCAUUGGUAGUAUUAUACAGACCCAAAAUAUAUAUCUUCAUUUUCAUUUUUCCACUACAUACUUGCAAUUUUGUUAUGUGUAGUUCUACAGAAUAUAUAUAAUGUUUAUACACACAUGUAUACAAAUAUAUAUCCUCACAUCUAACAAAAUGGGCUUUCAUUCUUUGCUAUAAUGCAGAGAAUUAAAGCAGCAUUAG
Molecule: messenger RNA, 1425 nt
Organism: Prosopis cineraria
Lineage: Eukaryota; Viridiplantae; Streptophyta; Magnoliopsida; Fabales; Fabaceae
Product: nuclear transcription factor Y subunit B-7
Exons: 1
Coding region: 591-1238 (215 amino acids)
Biological process (GO): regulation of transcription by RNA polymerase II
Cellular component (GO): nucleus; CCAAT-binding factor complex
Molecular function (GO): protein heterodimerization activity; DNA-binding transcription activator activity, RNA polymerase II-specific; RNA polymerase II cis-regulatory region sequence-specific DNA binding
Source: RefSeq, a predicted model, not a curated record